UGCUCCAUUGUCUAUGGACAAUUCCUCAUUACGUAAACUACGACAAGCACCGAUUUUUUAAAAGAAAUUAUUUUCUAUUGCACAUUCCGACGAACAUUUGAAAAACGAACAUGUUUUCUACCGUUGGUAGAGCUGGUCUCCUGGCCACGAGAACGGUAGUAAACAACUCCUUGGCUGAGAAGACUCCAUUGGUUGCCGGAGCCCUAGUGAACAAACGUGACUAUGCAGCCAAAGCCGCAGCCGCAGGAAAAGGGUCAGGUAAGGUGGUGGCAGUCAUCGGUGCUGUCGUGGACGUUCAAUUUGACGAUAAUCUUCCGCCUAUCCUAAAUGCCCUGGAAGUUCAAAACCGAACGCCUAGACUCGUCCUCGAGGUGGCACAGCACUUGGGUGAAAACACCGUACGUACUAUUGCCAUGGACGGUACUGAGGGUCUCGUCCGUGGACAACCUGUCCACGACUCCGGCUCACCCAUUCGUAUUCCUGUCGGCGCUGAAACUCUCGGUCGCAUCAUCAACGUCAUCGGAGAACCUAUUGACGAGCGCGGCCCCAUCCCCACCGACAAAACUGCCGCCAUCCACGCCGAAGCCCCCGAAUUCGUCGAAAUGUCCGUGCAGCAGGAGAUUCUAGUAACGGGUAUCAAGGUCGUCGACCUCCUCGCCCCAUAUGCCAAAGGAGGCAAGAUCGGUCUGUUCGGCGGCGCCGGUGUCGGCAAGACCGUACUCAUCAUGGAGCUGAUCAACAACGUCGCCAAGGCUCACGGAGGUUACUCCGUGUUCGCCGGCGUCGGGGAGCGCACCCGCGAGGGUAACGACUUGUACCAUGAAAUGAUUGAGUCCGGAGUCAUCUCCCUGAAGGACAAGACUUCCAAGGUAGCUCUUGUGUAUGGUCAGAUGAACGAGCCCCCCGGCGCCCGCGCCCGUGUGGCUCUCACCGGGUUGACUGUGGCUGAGUACUUCCGUGAUCAAGAGGGCCAGGAUGUGCUGCUCUUCAUUGACAACAUCUUCCGUUUCACUCAGGCCGGUUCAGAGGUGUCUGCUCUGCUGGGUCGUAUUCCAUCUGCUGUGGGUUACCAGCCCACGCUGGCCACAGACAUGGGUACCAUGCAGGAGCGUAUCACCACCACCAAAAAGGGUUCCAUCACCUCUGUACAGGCUAUCUAUGUGCCAGCUGAUGACUUGACUGACCCUGCCCCAGCCACCACUUUUGCUCACUUGGACGCCACCACUGUGCUGUCUCGUGCUAUUGCUGAGCUCGGCAUCUACCCUGCUGUGGACCCUCUCGACUCUACAUCUCGUAUCAUGGACCCCAACAUCAUUGGCGCCGAGCACUACAAUGUGGCACGUGGUGUUCAGAAGAUUCUACAGGACUACAAGUCACUUCAGGACAUCAUUGCUAUCCUGGGUAUGGAUGAGUUGUCUGAGGAAGACAAGCUGACUGUAGCACGUGCACGUAAGAUCCAGAGGUUCCUGUCACAGCCCUUCCAGGUUGCCGAGGUAUUCACUGGACACGCUGGAAAACUUGUACCUUUGGAGGAAACCAUCAAAGGUUUCUCAAAAAUCCUCCAGGGCGAGUAUGAUCAUUUACCAGAAGUAGCAUUCUACAUGGUGGGCCCUAUUGAAGAAGUUGUAGCAAAGGCUGAAACUCUAGCCAAGAGUGCAUAAAUGUGUACUGAGAACUGAUAUUAGUGCAAUAGUUAUCUAAACACUCAUGUUAUUUAUUAUUAUUAAACUAUUGUACUGUAUGUUAGGGACAAAAUUAAUAAAAUAAUAAUACCAUCUAUCAUGCAAUACCUAGUGAUUUAUAAAGCAAUUAAAGAAACUAAAUAUU
Molecule: messenger RNA, 1827 nt
Organism: Bicyclus anynana (squinting bush brown)
Lineage: Eukaryota; Metazoa; Arthropoda; Insecta; Lepidoptera; Nymphalidae
Product: ATP synthase subunit beta, mitochondrial-like
Exons: 1
Coding region: 111-1661 (516 amino acids)
Biological process (GO): proton motive force-driven mitochondrial ATP synthesis; proton transmembrane transport
Molecular function (GO): proton-transporting ATP synthase activity, rotational mechanism; ATP binding; ATP hydrolysis activity
Source: RefSeq, a predicted model, not a curated record